This is a messenger RNA of Syngnathus acus (greater pipefish), 4126 nucleotides long. It is a transcript of the gene nbr1a, whose product is annotated as NBR1 autophagy cargo receptor a. Gene Ontology annotation, biological process: macroautophagy. The record is from RefSeq and is a predicted model, not a curated record. Gene Ontology annotation, cellular component: phagophore assembly site. Gene Ontology annotation, molecular function: ubiquitin binding. Lineage: Eukaryota; Metazoa; Chordata; Actinopteri; Syngnathiformes; Syngnathidae. The transcript is spliced from 22 exons. The coding region runs from base 133 to 3165 and encodes 1010 amino acids.
UGUAUUUUUCUCGACGCAGCUGACGAUGUAAACAAGAGAAGACAGUCGAGCGCAACAGGGAAAUCGAGCUCACCGGCGACAACUCGAAUUCAAAGACUCUUUUUCGGGGGGUGGGCUCGCGAUCGGCCCGAGAUGGGGCUCCCUGUUACUAUAAAAGUCAAUUUUAGAGGGAACGUCAAGAGAUUCCUGGCAGGCGACCUGGACAAGCUGGAGUGGAGCUCGGUGGAAGCCUGGAUUAAAGCGUCAUUCGGAAUUAACCACUUUCAAGUCAAGUACUUUGAUGAGGACAGCGAAGAGAUUUGCAUCAACAGUCAAGACGAGUACGAGGAAGCCAUCAAGAGUGCCGAGAAGCAAGGCAACCACCUCAUCAUGAACGUCUACAAGAUGAAGGGACAGGCCUGCGGUGGACCUCUGAAGACCGAGGUCAAGGAGCUAAAGGGGGACCUCCGACCGGCACCCCCUUACCCGUCGCGUGUCAAGACAGUAGAGAAGGGCACGCAGGUCACCCCGGAGCGAGAAGCUGUGACUGCCAAGGACAACAAGGGGUCCAAAGCAGAAGAUGAGCCUCCUCCCAUGUGGUUCAGAUCCUACAUGGAGAAGUUUAAAGAUGAAGUGGUGAAGGAAGUGGUUGAGCGCAUGUGCAGCGACUUCUCCGGCCAGUGUUGUACGCACAAGUCUCCCGCACCGCCGCCACCGCCUCUUGAGGUCAGCGGGCCCAGUUGUGCUCCAGUCAUGGGGCCCAGGCCAGGACCCCCCGCCACCACCGAGGGGCCCAAGCCGGGCCCGUCCACCUCCAGCGGGUCUCUUGGCUACACCCCAAACUGCAGCAGCUGCAACAAGCUCACCUCUGAAGGAGCCUACAAGUGCAGUGUUUGCCCAUCCUGCAUCCUGUGCGAGAUGUGUCGCCACAGCCACGACCCCAGCCACAAUCUCGUGAGAACCAAGACACCCCUGUCCAUCCCCGAGCAUGGAAUGUCAGGAGAAUUGAGGUUCCCAAGGCGAGGAGACAGAACGGUGCGCAAGGCCGAGCGACAGCGCCUCAAAGCGGAAAGGAGGCAGCUGCGAGCCGAAGUGAAGGAAAUCAAGAAGAAACUCAGAUUGGAGAAGCGGGGCCUGCAGUGGAGCGGACCCUCCACCUCGGGCCGAGCCGCCCCGACUAACAUGGCCUCCGCCUCCACCCAGGCCCCCGCCCCGCCACCCCUGCCCGCUGCAUCAGACACAGCCUCAGGUCCCGCCCCUGCCCCGGUCCCCGACCCCCAGGCCUCCAGUCCAGAGGGACCCGGGGCCUCGCACGCCUCCUUGCUGCCCACUAUGGCCGCCUUGUUUCUGGAUGAAAAUCUGCCGGACGGCACCCGUCUGGAGCCCGGCACCAAGUUCAUCAAAUACUGGAAGAUGAGGAACUCGGGAACUAUCAGCUGGACCCCGGAGACCAAGCUGGUGUUCAUGUGGGGUAACCUCGGACUGGCAUCGGAGGAGAGGAGGUCGGUGCCCGUCCCCCUGUUGCUGCCGGGCCAAGUGGGCGUGGUCAGCGUGACCUUUGUGGCGCCUGUGAUGGAGGGCACGUACACCUCCCACUGGCGCCUGGCGCACCGCGGCCACCAGUUUGGGCCGCGCGUGUGGUGCAGCAUCGUGGUGGAGCCCGGCAACGGCCUCAAUGCCCUUCAGCAUCACCGGAAACGGCUGAAGGAGCAGCUGAAGCCGGGGACGAAGGACGAGGAGGUCCGGUCCAAGGAGGGUUUGUGCGUGGACAUUAGCCACAACGGCUUUUUCCUGCCUUACGUGGACCUACUGACCGCUCAGGAUCUUUUGUCCUUUGAGUUGAUGGAUAUCAACAUCGUGCAGGAGUUGGAGAAGGUUCCUAACAACACUCCCGUGGAUCUGACGCCUUGCAUCUCCCCUCUGCCUCAUGAUGCACCAGUGUUGGAGAAGGCGCCCGCUGCACAGAUUAAAGACGGCACACAAGUCCAGAAAAUUUUUGGAGGAAAAUCUAAGCACCCGAGGGAGCACCCAUGGGAGGCGGUGGCCCAGGACGAAGAGCACGAGGAGGAGAUCAGCGGUGCUCAGUUCCUGUGCGAGACGGUCAUGCGCUCCCUCACGCUAGAGGAGGCCCCCGACCACCGGCCGCUGCGCAGGAGCCGCCAAACGCACGUUUCUUUCCUCUCACGUGGUCCAUAUUUCGGUCUUGAGAAGGAGCCGUCGCCUGAGAACGGCGAGCAAGAAGGGCUGACAACACUGCCAGCUUUGCUGGAACAGCAACACGACGACGACGAUGAUGAAGAUGAAGAUGAAGAUGAAAAUGUGAAGGAUGACAAAGUGGAUGACUGGGAUGAGGUGAGCAGCCAGACGUCAUCCUCCUCCUCCUGUGACGACUUCAUCAUCGUCCUCCCCGACUGCUUCGACAUGAGUCGUCCGCUGGGGGAGUCCAUGUACAGCUCAGCCAUGUCGCAGCCCGACGCCGUCGUCACCGCCACGCUAGCCAGCCCCGAACCCUCGCGAGAGGAAGACUACGCCUCAGACGAGGACUCGCCGCCGCCGGGAGAGGAAGGCGAGGAGCGGAUGGAGGAUGACCUGGCGUGCGACGCUCCACCGUCGCCCGCCCUCGUCAUCCACAGCAGCGUCAACCAAAUGCUGUGCGCCUCGCAGACCCUGGACGCCGCCACGCUCACCCCGGAAGUGGUGCCCCCGCCCCCGGCCAUCUACUCACCCAGGUCAGAGGCUUUGUACCUCGCAGAGGACGCUUGCCACACAGUCGACGAGUCGCACGCGCCGAGGGUCCACGCCAACGUUUCAUCAGGUCUGUCCAGAUCUGCUGGAUCAGCAUCCAGCGCCUUUGAGACGUACAACCCCAGACCCGGCAACGCGCUGCAGCCGAGGGGUCAAGGAGGUCUCACCGAGGGCCUGGUCAAGGGGGCUCUCUCAGUGGCCGCAUCUGCAUACAAGGCUCUGUUUACUGGACCCAACUGUCCCAUCCAGCGAGGCGUGGACCCGGCGGCCCGCCAGGACCCCUCCCUCAUGGCCAUGCUUUUGGAGAUGGGCUUCCGAGACCGCCGUCUCAACCAGCGUCUUCUGCGCAAGCACGGCUACAACCUGCUGCACACUGUUAACGAGCUGGUGCAGAGGGCCGAGGACGCGCCGCCCGCACGCGCCGUCAAGGCACCCCACUGACAAAAAGGCGCUCCAUGAUGUCUUUUUUUUUCCUCCCCCCCCCCCACUUCUUUUAUUCCUCUUCGAUAAUAGUAUGUCGAAACGUAUUUAAAGGGUGAGCAGAGUAUCGUUUUCAUUUGGACCAAGCGCGCUAGUGAAGAGCUGCUUGUAGAUGAUUCCGAUUGGUGGUUAGCUUUAUAUGUGGGACGGAAAUUGAAGUCUUAGUGUUUUUCUACGGACGUCUUCUUUUUUGAUGGGGCUCGUGCUAGUAUCCCUUUUCCAUUGCAUGGUACCAAUUUCUGCUUCGACAGGGUUCCAAAUACUGAUUUUAGCUUAAUUCAUCUCUUUGGCUCAAAUUUGCCUCCUUUACUGAACCGGGCUGGUACCUCUCGGUGGAAAAGCGAUGCGAGUGCGAACAAACGCUUGAGUGUUGGUAGAAAAAGUGCAAAUAGCAACGCAACCCUUUUCUCCGUAUAACCGUAGUCCACUUUGCCUAAACAAUGCAAUCUUUUUGUAUCCAAGUACUGUUCUCUUUUAGACGUUGACGUGUGGAAUGUAUACAAAGAAUAUAUACCUAAAUCUAUAUUACCGCGGGAGUUUCGAGUGGUGUUCCGGUGGUCCGCUUGACGCCUUCUUCCCGCGCUUUCACCAAAACCUAGCGAAGCUCGUAUUAGCAACCUGAGAUGUCUCUGCAAACAACACAUUCCUCAAGCUCCAGUGAUACCAACACCUUUUAUUAUAGCUAUCAUUAUUAUUGCCUUUUUCCUCAUAUAAGCUUCAUCACUAUUAUUAGAGUUGCUUGUUCUGCGCUGUGUGGUUUUGAAGCGGAUUCCUAUUCCUUUAUUGGAGUGAGUGUGGUUUUGAGGUAUCGUGUUGUCCGUGUUGUGCUGACUGUCAAGUUCCGCUUGUCACAUGUUUUGCAAACACUUUCACAACCCUUCUGCUGUAGAUCCCCAAAUAAACAAUUUGCACAUGAAUUGUA